AUGGCGGCUCGGCGAAUCCCCGCUACCGUGGCCGCACUUGCCGCCGCAACUGCCGCUGGAUUCGCGUCCGCGAUCGCCGUUCUCGUCCUCUCGCGACCGCUCCACUCGCUUCCCGCGAUCCUCCAUGCCUUCCUCCUCCGCAUCCUGCGCCGCAUCACACGCACCUUCCUCCCUAAUUGCGCUGGCUCCACAUUACUCCAUAACACGCGAUCCGCCCUCUCGUCGUCUAUCGAGACGCCUCGAGUCUCGUCGCUACCCUCAUCGUUCAAUCAAAAUGCACCGCCCGAGUCUCACUGCCGCGUCGAUAUGGUCGGCUGGGAUUCUCUCCACGGCGUCGCUCCCCGCGAUAUCGACCGCUUCAAAGAUUCCCCCGCAGUAGAUGCGACUUGCUGUGCGACUGGCAUGGAGCCUACGUCUCAUACUCGCGACGGGCCAAGAGCUGCGAUCGGCCAUUGUAAAAGCCACGAAGCUUCGCGGAAGGGCGGCGACGGGCUGGUGGCGGCGAUCGGCAACACGCCGCUGAUUCGCAUCGCGAGUCUGUCCGCCGCGACUGGCUGCGAGAUCUACGGCAAGGCGGAGUUCGUCAACCCGGGCGGCAGCGUUAAAGACCGCGUGGCGCUACGGAUCGUGCAGGAGGCGCUCGAGUCUGGGCAGCUGAAACCCGGGGGGCUGAUAACGGAGGGCAGUGCGGGCAGCACAGGUGUCGCGCUCGCAUUGGUCGCCGCGGCGUUUGGCUGCCGCUGCUUCGUGGCGAUGCCGGACGAUGCUGCUGUUGAGAAGGCUGAGGCCAUGCGAGCUCUGGGUGCCGAGGUAGCACGUGUGCGCCCUGUGUCCAUCACCCAUCCCAUGCACUUUGUCAACGUUGCAAAGCGGAGAGCCGAGGAGGCGAGAGGGGGAGGAGAGGCGAGCAGGGGAGGGGAGGAGGCGGAGGAUAUGGGAAAAGAGGGGGGCGUGCGGGGGGGAGUGAUGACAGGAGGAGAGAAUGUGACAAACAAGAACUCGUUCGUCUUCCUCCCCUAUCUCACCUGCCUUCUUCUCCCCCUCCUCCUCCCCUUUCUCACCUGCCUUCUUCCCCUCCCCCUCCUCCCCUUUCUCACCUGCCUUCAACACUUCAGCAGACCCAGAGGCCCCAGGGAUGCUGCCACUGGCAGUGGCAGUGGCAGUGGCAGCGGCAGCGGCAGCGGCAGCGGUAACGACAGCAGUGACAGCGGUGGCAGGGACCCAGAGAGUACAUGUUGCAAUGGCAGCAUAGAUUCCUCUGCUGCUGCUGCCAGCACCAGCAAUGCCAUUGCGAGGUGUAGCUUGGAUUCAAAUUCCGCAUGCAUGGCGGAUGCCAGCAAUGGCUGCUCUGCUGAUGGGCUUGGCUCUCUGGCCAAUCCUGGUGUGCCACGUGGCAGCAGUGAUGGUUGCAACGCAGUUCUUGGGAGCAGCAGCAGCAGCAGCAGCAGCAGCAGCACCACCACCACCAUAAGCAGCAGUGGAUUCUUUGCGGAUCAGUUUGAGAAUCUGGCCAACUACCGAGCGCACUACUGUGGCACAGGCCCGGAGAUCUGGAGGCAGACGGGCGGCGCAGUGGAUGCUUUUGUGGCUGCUGCUGGCACUGGGGGGACCAUUGCUGGGGUGUCGUGCUUCCUCAAGGAGCAAAACCCUGCAGUGAAGGUUUACUUGAUUGACCCUCCAGGCUCGAGUCUUUUCCACAAGGUCACACGUGGAGUGCUGUACACUCGGCAGGAGGCCGAGGGGAGGCGGCUGCGCAACCCGUUUGACACGAUCACAGAGGGCAUCGGCAUCAACAGGCUGACGGCUAAUUUCAAUGCUGCGAGUAUCGAUGGCGCGUUCAGAGGGACGGAUAGAGAGGCCGUUGAGAUGGCGCGCUAUCUCUUGCGCAACGAAGGGCUCUUCAUUGGUUCCUCCUCGGCCAUGAACUGUGUGGGCGCCGUGCGCGUGGCAGAAAAGCUGGGCCCCGGGCAAACCAUCGUGACCAUGCUGUGUGACAGUGGCUUCCGGCAUCUCAGCAAGUUUCAUAACGAGGGGUAUCUGAGGGGGCACGGUCUGUCUCCUACUGCCAAGGGUCUGGAGUUUCUGGGUGGGCGGUUUGCUGAGGGGAGGUGA
Molecule: messenger RNA, 2112 nt
Organism: Closterium sp. Naga37s-1
Lineage: Eukaryota; Viridiplantae; Streptophyta; Zygnematophyceae; Desmidiales; Closteriaceae
Source: the annotation of a GenBank genome assembly